Molecule: messenger RNA, 591 nt
Organism: Rhipicephalus sanguineus (brown dog tick)
Lineage: Eukaryota; Metazoa; Arthropoda; Arachnida; Ixodida; Ixodidae
Product: deoxyribonuclease-2-beta
Biological process (GO): apoptotic DNA fragmentation
Molecular function (GO): deoxyribonuclease II activity
Source: RefSeq, a predicted model, not a curated record
UCAGUAGGUACUUCAGGCCAUAGGAGAAGGAAGUAGCAAUGAUAUUCAUGCCAAUAAGCGUAUCUUUACGUUUAUACCUCCUAUGUUGGAGCGUAAACAUUGCGAUCGGUAAAGGGGAAAUUUCGUGCAAGAAUUAUGCAGGUCGCGACGUUGACUGGUUUGUCUUAUAUAAGCUACCAAAAACCAAACCGAACAAGUUCCACUACUGGACACCUAAUGGAGAUGAAAUGGCGUACCACGGUAGCGAUUCCCCAAAAGGAACGUGGCACUUGCUACCCUCUAGCAUCUUCCACCAUAAGCUUAACCCAAUCUGGGAGACUCUGAAAGCUGCAUAUCGCAAAAAAACAAAAGUGGCUUACGCCUCUUACAAUGACCAACCACCAAAAAAGUUUACCGGGACUAGAGGAGGGCACUCCAAAGGUGUGCUGAUGGCAAGCAAAGAUGGCGAAGGAGGCACAGUAUGGCUACAGCACAGCGUGCCACAGUUUGUCGAUGAUAUGGAAAAUGAUUACGUUUACCCCCCGAGUGGGCGAGAAAACGGCCAGCUCUUUCUGUGCCUUACACUUGGCCUUGCUGAUGUAGAAAUUAUAG